AUGCGAGUUCCUUCCCCCGAGCAGAGUCUUCUUCAAUUCCUUCGUACAGCACUUCAGGUUCAUCACCGCUUCGUUUCCGGUUCGCUGUCUCGUGCGGAGUCCCCCAUCUACGUCAUCGGCAAUCCCUCCGCCGACCUCGAUUCAAUCGUCUCAGCCCUCGUGUACUCGUACUUUGCCAACAAUCGUGUUCCACGCGACUACCCACGCCCUCAUGUGCCUGUGAUUAACCUCGAUAAUGUUUCCGCCGGGCCCGAACUUGGCAGGUUACGCCCUGAAUUCGUGAAAGCACUCCAACUAUCUAGAUCCGAUGCGGGGGACACUGUGGAGAGCUCGCCGCUUGAAGAACACUUUCUGACUGUGGCGGACUUUGCGAACCAAGUGAAGGAACGACGUCUUGAAACCCAAUUACAAGCUGAUUCUGUCCUGGUAGACUGGAACGCGUUGCCGGUGCGAUCUUCGGACACCCGCUCGGGGAAUGGUUCCCUACCUAGCCUGCCAGUAGAGUUCACUGUCCUAGGCUGCAUUGACCACCAUGCAGACGAGGGGUUUCUCCCUCCUAUUGCUAGCACCCAGCCUAGCCUGAUCGCGACGACCGGUUCAUGUACUUCACUCGUCGUCACCGAGCUCGAGAAAAUGGGCCUCUGGCACAAAUCCGAUGAAAUGCCCCCAAAUGAAGAAGUGUUGGCGAAACUUGCGAUGAGCCCAAUCCUUAUUGACACGGCCAAUCUCAAGUCCAAAGACAAAGUGACUAAUCUCGAUAUCUCGGCUCGCGAUUUCCUCUUUCCCAAAGCAACCGCAACCGAUGCUCGAUGGGAUGCUGAUGGAUUUUACGCUGAGAUUCAAGAAACAAAGCAGAAUAGUCUAGAUCUGCUUACCGUAGAUGAGAUUCUAGGCCGGGACUACAAAGACUGGGACGAGAAACCUACCAGACACGCUAAUCAACUCCCGCUACGAAUCGGUAUCUGUUCCGUUGUCAAGCCAAUACCCUGGAUUGUUCGAAAGGCAGGCAAUCCAUACGCCUUCAUCGACUGCCUGAAAUCGUUCGCCUCAGAGCGCAAGUUGGACGUGGUUUCCGUUAUGACCGCGUUCAGCUCAAAAGAGGGUCGGUUUUCCCGGGAAUUGCUUGUUUGGGGACUUAACAGCGAGGGCGCGAAUGCUGUAAAAGCCCUAAUCUCCGAAGCAAGCUCCGAGUUGGGCUUGGAGGAAUGGAAAUCACUUGAUGAGGGUGAUGAUGCUCAAGGCAUCAAAGAUGCGUUAAGUGCUCUCGAGGAUGAUUCUCAAUUGGCGCGUCUAUGGAUACAGACGAAUGUGGCCAAGAGUAGGAAACAGGUUGCUCCACUUAUCAGAGCAGCUGCUGCCUCUCUAUAG
Aspergillus nidulans FGSC A4 is the source of this 1368-nucleotide messenger RNA. Its product is annotated as putative exopolyphosphatase. The record is from RefSeq and is a predicted model, not a curated record. Bases 1 to 1368 code for a protein of 455 amino acids. Gene Ontology annotation, cellular component: cytoplasm. The transcript has a single exon. Gene Ontology annotation, molecular function: pyrophosphatase activity. Lineage: Eukaryota; Fungi; Ascomycota; Eurotiomycetes; Eurotiales; Aspergillaceae.